CAGAGCGAGCCAGUGAGUGAGCGAGAGAGGCAGAGAGCGAGUUGUGCAAUGCUGCCUGUGAAGUUACUUUCGCUUUCAGUCAGCCAGCGUGAGCGUGAGGAAUGAGCUCUGAGGAGAGAGCUGUGUCCAGAGAAAGAGACGAAAUAGAAAAGAGCGCACGGCACAGAGCCUGAAAGCGGACACCACCGAGGGAAGAGGCAGUUCUAGGGGUCUUGUCAGGAAGGACAGCACGUGGGGGGUCCCAAGAAUCAACAAAAAAAAAAGACAAGGAUAGGGAACGGGAGACAGUUGGAACCACCACAGAAGUGGAGAAAUGUGCUGAUAAGCCCUGGUGUUUAUUCAACCCUGGAGACCCGGAGACCUGAGGAGAUGAUCUACAAAGUUUUCCUCCUGUCCUUGCUCCUUGUGGCCGAGAUCAGAGGAAAGGACCACCACUCAAUAAGAGGGCUGCAGAACAACAUCAAUGCCAGGAUACCUGUAUUUCGAACAAUUUUUCCCAAGGACUACAAAACUGUUCACCACUACAGUGACAGCUUGUUGUGCUCUGGAGACGAGGCUCGGUGUUGUUUGCUGCGUGCCAUCUUCCUUCUCAGCACUGACUGGGGGACUGUACUUUCAAAUCUGUGGCCGGAGCACACACAAGUGUCAUUCAUUACUAUUAUUUUGAAUGACCUUAAAAAGAUCAGCAAAGAGUACUUCGUUGAAGACGAGCUGGACCCACAAGAGUUCAACUCCUAUUCUUCCAGCGUGGAAUACCUGAUGAACGUUUCCCACCACCUCUUGGAUCUCUGGCUUAAUAUGACAAAAGACACUAGCCAGAAUUGCCACUUUUAUAACGACGAAGAAAAUCAGCUUCAUCAUUCAACUAUUCUUCCCCGUUCAAAAGAGCAUAUGAACAGCAUGCAGUCCAGGCAUGGGAAGAGAUGGGACUCUCCUCCAGUUGCAGGGAAGGCAACGGACUUGACAAAGAGACUUGAAAUUGUAAUCAUGCUGGUUUCAGCAGUGCUGUCUGGCACAAUACUGGUACACUGACUGCAGCCAAAACACGGGAGGGUCGCCCAACAGCUGGUCUGUGGGGACUCCCCCUCACGGCACUUUAGAGGGAUCAAAUCUGUUUGACGAGCACUUUGCGUAGCCUUAGAAGAGUUGCAUCAAAUGAAACUGGACUGAACAUCAUCGUAUCAUGGAGGUCUCGGCUCUGCUAACCCUUGCAGCUGUACAGAUAAAGCUUAAGCAGCUCCAUGGCACUUAUUAACAACGGAGUGGCAUCUUCUUUAAUAUUUUAGCCAGCAAGCUCCUUCGGACUUGGGUUGGUGGUGAUCUUCUGUGUUACUGCCGGAGACAUCAUCUCGGUACAAAAACAAGUUCGUGUGUUUCUGCCUUGAUGAAGGGAGAUUAUGCAUUUACUGCAAUGGGAAAUGAUAAAUGGAUGGUAAGGGAGAUAAUAUAUUAUACCGUCCAGUUCAAAAUUCAAUUUGAUCAGCUUCCAGAGGCCGGCAGCCACUUGAUACUACAGACUGCUUAAGCCGGUAGCUGCACUAUCUUAGUAUUUGCUUCCGUUCUGGAAGCCUUUAAUUGUUACACUUGUCACAUUGACUGGUCUUAUUGAUUUAUUUUUUGUUUUUUUUUUUAGAAGCCUUUUGGUAUAAAGUACCUUACAGUAUAUUGGAUCAAGCAGACCAGUGGUGCUCAGGAAACCUGUAGUUACGCCAUCUGAUCGAUUUAUCUUUAUAUUUUGCUCUCUAGCUGCCCUCUCCCAUAGAUCUGUCUCAGUGUUUCUCAUUCUCCUUGUCUUUUUCAUUUUAGGCAGCAUUUUAAUCCAACUUCAUUACUGAGUCACGGAAGCCUUUAGCUCCUCUGUCUAAUGUUACAGUCACACUCGGCUCGAUGUUUCUUAAAAUCCAGCAGUUAUACACACCAAGUGAGUCAACAGUCUUCCUGUUUCUCAGAUGCCUUUAGUUACAUAGUCUUGUGGGUUGCAGUCUUACAGUUAAUCCGUCCCAUCGACUGAUUUCAUCGAUUUCUACAAGUGUGUAGUCUCACCAUUCCAAAGAAUGGUUACCCAGAAGCCUGUAGGUACCCCAACCCACACACUCUUCUUAUUAGUUUGAUGCUUGAGGGCUUACCGUUUUCUUGAACAUUGAUUCUCAGAAGCCUGUAACUACACCAUGCAACAAUCUGAUAUCAUUGAUUCUUAGAUGCCUGUAGGCCCAAAGUCCAAUAGGCUCUGCACAUUAAUUAUUUGAAGCCAUUCCAUAGACUGGGUACAUUGGUAGUCUGCAGCGUGUGGCCUUUGGACUCAUCAUAUUGAUUAUCGAACAUUAGACAUCUGUAGCUUUUGUUUCCCUUGGACAUUGACUGUCGGAUGUCAUAAGCUCAUCCUUCCAUAGUCUGGGCACACAAAUUAUCUAAAUCUAUGAGGCCUUCUGUCCCAUAGACUGGACAUAUUAGCUCUCUGAUGUCUGUAGGCCCACUGCCCCAUAGACUGGACGUGCUGGUUCACAGAAGUAUUUUGACAGACCAUCCAAGACACUCCUCUUAGUGAUACUUGAAUUUUAGACAACUGUAGCUCUAGUCUUCCUUGCGCUGGACACAUUGGUCCUCGUGAAGCCUGUAGAAUUAGAGUUACUUGUUCCUAUGACAUUCCGUUCCAUUGCUAUUUUGUAAUUCCCUCUCACAUUUGAGGUCUCCUAAUUUGUUGUCCACAAUGUAAAAGCCAUCUUUUUUAGCCCAGUCAAGCCUCAGUGUUAUUAGACAUCUGUCGCUUUAGUCAGGCAUAUCCGGGGCACAUUGUUCCUCUAAUGCCUGAAGACACACCAUCCUUUGCACUCGUCAUAUUGAUUAUCGAACAUUAGACAUCUGUAGCUUUUGUUUCCCUUGGACAUUGACUGUCGGAUGCCAUAAGCUCAUCCUUCCAUAGUCUGGGCACACAAAUUAUCUAAAUCUUUGAGGCCUUCUGACCCAUAGAAUGGACAUAUUAGCUCUCUGAUGUCUGUAGGCCCACUGCCCCAUAGACUGGGCGUGCUGGUUCACGUCCAAGACACUCUUCUUAGUGAUAAUUGAAUUUUAGACAACUGUAGCUCUAGUCUUCCUUGCGCUGGACACAUUGGUCCUCGUGAAGCCUGCAGAAUUAGAGUUACUUGUUCCUAUGACAUUCCGUUCCAUUGCUAUUUUGUGAUUCCCGCUCACAUUUGAGGUCUCCUAAUUUGUUGUCCACAAUGUAAAAGCCAUCUUGUUUAGCCCAGUCAAGCCUCAGUGUUAUUAGACAUCUGUCGCUUUAGUCAGGCAUAUCCCGGGCACAUUGUUCCUCUAAUGCCUGAAGCCGCACCAUCCCAUAGGCCCGUCUUACUGAUUACUGAUCAUUCAGCGCCUUUAGUUCUGGUCUGCUCAGGACUAAGCUAAUUGUUUCCUUUUAGCUUCCCAUACGCUGGCCAUAUUAGUUCUCAGAAGCUUGUAGGACCUCCAUCCCUUAGUCUGGACACAUUGAUCGUCUGGGGCCUGGAGCCUCACCAGCUCAUAGACUUGUCAUGUUGAUUAUUAGACAGCUGUACCUUUAUCAUUGCACAGACUAGGCCCGUUGGUUUUCCCUUCCAUAUAGGCAGACCCUCCUAGAAGCUCGUCAUAUUGUUUAUCGCUUAUUGGACAUCUUUAGCUCAGGGUACCUCUGGAUUCACUGGUUCUCCAAAGCCUGUAGGCCACAUUGCUUGUCUGAAGCCACUCCACCCCAUAGUCCCAUCUUAUUAUUUAUUGAUGAUUUGAGCCCUUUAGCUCUGGUGGCCACUGGGUGGACUCGCUGGUUUCCUGAAGCCUGUUGGUCUGCUAUCAUAUAGACUCUCCUCACAGCUUCUCUUAAGCGUCUAGCCCCUCCGUCCCAUGGGCUCAACUUGUUCAUUACUGACUUUUUGUGACCUUGUUGUGGGCUCACUGGCUCACAGGGGUGAGCUACAACUUCCCAUACAGUAGAUUAGUCAAAUCUUCUAAGCCUACUCAUUUCUUUCUUCUGGGCAGGACUCUCAUAUUUCUGUACCUUUAAGGGCACCGAGCGGUGAUAUUCUCAAUUUUACCUGCUUAAAGCCUGCGGGAUUUAAUUUUUGGCUCAGUUUCACAUACUUUAAAUUGUAUUUAACAGCGAGAUUGCCGGUACAAGUCUGGGGCGCUUCUGGAUAAUGACAUUCUUUUCAGUUGAUUAGGCAAACACACUAGAAAAACAUCUCUUAAUAAUAUUCUAAGAAAGAGUCGCGAUUUAAAAUAAAAGCAGGUGAUCUAAAAGCGUCGCCAGCUCAUCUCCUUCACAGCUACGUCCAUUAGAGUCGAAGGCCGUCAUUCAUCUGCAUUUACACCAUUCUGUAUGUGCUACUUGUCUUAAAUGCUGUGCAUUUGUGAAAUUGUAUCGUUUGCUGUGUUGUUAAUAUUAAAAAGGGCCAUUUUGUGUCAAUUUGUAUUAAAUUUCUCCUAGUAAAACUCAUUUCUUUU
Polypterus senegalus (gray bichir) is the source of this 4473-nucleotide messenger RNA. RefSeq lists its product as uncharacterized. The record is from RefSeq and is a predicted model, not a curated record. NCBI's taxonomy places the organism in Eukaryota, Metazoa, Chordata, Cladistia, Polypteriformes, Polypteridae. The coding region runs from base 370 to 1032 and encodes 220 amino acids. The transcript is spliced from 5 exons.